AACGAAAAAAAAAUGCUAUUCACAAUUGAGCAACUGGAGCUCAUCAAAAAGCUGCAGCACACCGGGAUGUCAUCCGAUCAGUUGCUCAAGGCUUUCGGCGAGCUGGAAGUUCCAGAGCAGCUUCAGAAUAACAACACAAUUGCCGCAGCCCUGUACAGCCCACUCCUGGUCCAACAUCUCACAACACCCAAAUCAGAGACUCCAGUCAAACUCACCGUGCAGACAGUGCCGACACCUGUGAAGUCAGAGCCACAAUCUUCAAAUUGCUCAUCACCAUUUGAGCAUCCGAUAUGCUCGAAUGCUCCGCGGCCGAUUAGGAGUCAGCGAACGCCGAUGAAGGAGAUUACCACACUGGACGAUCCGAAUGAGCUGGAGGAGUUUAUGAAGCAGGGCGAGGAGGCGUGCAUUUUGGAUAUGAAGACGUUCAUCACACAGUACUCGUUGCGGCAGACUACGGUAGCAAUGAUGACAGGAGUAAGCCAGCCGUACAUUUCAAAAUUGCUCAACGGCAACCACCGUGAACUAUCGCUCCGUUGCCGUAAGAACAUCUACUGUUGGUACCUGAACUGCCGACGUCAUCCCAACAAACUCGCUGCCUUCCUCGCCGAUCCGACAACUCGCCUCGAGACGAAUGGAGAUGGCGAGCUGAUCCCACAACGUCGAGAACGCUACGUGUUUCGUCCAAUUCUGAUCCGAAUGCUCGAAUCGUUCUUCACACAAACGCCAUUCCCAGAUCUUCCACGGCGAGUCGAAAUAGCGAAUGCUUGCAAUCACGUUCUGAAGAUGGAUAAGAAAGGUGUUGGGUUGAUGCCAAAGGAGGUGGUCAGCCCUCAAGUCGUUUCGAAUUGGUUUGCAAAUAAGCGGAAGGAGUUGAGAAGAAGAUCCGCUGAAGCUUCGGCCGCCUCCACCUCGUCCGCUUCGUCUUCUGCGUCAUCGACUGCUAAUCAUGAUUCUGUCAGUGUGUCCAGCAUGAGCCCUCGCGAUGAAGAGACAAGCUCCCGUAACACAACCCCGGAGACAGCAAUCUCCCCGUCACCAGCAGUGUCCACUUUUGAAGUGUCCCGCCCGUCUGCCAUCAUCUCUGCCACGUCAUCAACAACCUCGCCAAUCUCAAUUCCAGCAACAAUCAUUCCAUCAGUAUCGCCGUCAGCUCUCGAACUUUUCGCCAUGGCCCAACAGCUUGGAGUUCAGCUUCCGGUUCCAUUUCCAACAUUGCCAACACACUUUUUCCCGUUUCAAAUGGCUCCGUUCUACGGGAACCCGGCUUCUAUUUUGAAGUCUGAGUGAAGCAUUUCUAAUUUUCUUUUCUUCUUUUCUACACCAAUAUCUUUUUUCCAUUUAUUCAACUUAUUCUUCAUCCCAUGACACGAAAACCUCAAUUCUUUCAUAUUACAAACGAUGCUCCGUUUCUUACGCCCUGCCCCACACACGCCCCGUCGUCCAAAAAUCAAUCAAUAAUCGAUUUUUCAUAAUAUUUAAUUUGUUUUUUUUGUGUUUCACUGCUGUUUUAAUAUUUGAAAAGUACGAGUUUCUUCAAAAACAUUUUUUGAAUAAUAUUUGCUUCACACUCCACGCGUUUCGUAAUGUAUCGCUUGCCCUGAAAUUUUGUUGGAAAUUCCAUUUUUUGUGCAAUUUUUGUUAUUUUUCAAGCGAGAAUAAAUAUUUUCUAGUUC
This is a messenger RNA of Caenorhabditis elegans, 1673 nucleotides long. RefSeq names its product Homeobox-containing protein 1 (gene hmbx-1). Lineage: Eukaryota; Metazoa; Nematoda; Chromadorea; Rhabditida; Rhabditidae. Gene Ontology annotation, cellular component: nucleus. The coding region runs from base 13 to 1287 and encodes 424 amino acids. The record is from RefSeq and is marked reviewed. Gene Ontology annotation, biological process: positive regulation of DNA-templated transcription. The transcript has 3 exons. Gene Ontology annotation, molecular function: double-stranded telomeric DNA binding; DNA binding.